AUUUCAGGAUAUUUAGUAGUCAUACUUUGUUUUACAAAUAUGAAGAAACCAAAGUAUUUUGAGUACCUUCAUAAUCUCUUUAAAAAAGACAAAACAAUUAUUGAAGAUGAUGAAGAUCUACGUGGCCUUCCUUGUCAUCAACGACUAUUCAAAAAAGCCUAUCCUUUGGGCUUUCUAUCCGAAAUAAAAGCUCUGAUUCGUCUAGCGGUGCCUAUUUCUAUGUCGUCAGUAUUCAUAUAUACAAUUUCCCCGGUCAGUAUGGCAUUCUGUGGUCACUUGGGCAAAGACCAAUUAGCUAUAAUCGGCUUGGCAAUGUCAGUGUUCAACAUCUGUGGUAUGUUUAUCAUACUUGGAUUGCUCACAGCGUGUGAUACGUUGUUCUCACAGACAUAUGGAAGCACAAUCAAAAAUAAAAUGGUCCUGCAACUUUAUAGAGCCAUUAUUUUAAUUUCACUGUGCUGCAUUCCAUCGUGUGCUUUUUAUUUAAAUGCUGAACCGGUUCUUUUGUUGCUGGGACAAAAUCCUUUAAUUGCUCAGGGUACUGCAAAUCUAUUACUCUACCUCAUACCUGCAUUGAUUUUUGGUGCACUUGGUCAGCUGUUAAUCAAGUUUAUACAGACACAGAAUCGUGUUUAUCCACCCUUGUUUAUAAUGAUUCUGGUGAACGGUAUCAAUGCCUUGAUGCAUUAUAUACUAAUCUAUGUACUGGGAAUGGAUGUCAGUGCUUCGGCAAUAUCUCAAGCGAUAGCAUACUUUUUUCAGGUGGUAUGCCUUAUCAUCUACAUACGGUUAGCUGAUUUUUCGAAGAUUAUGAGCUUUACACCAACCAAAGAAAUAUGGGAAGACUGGGAUACAUGGUUUCGUCUGGCAAUUCCUGGUCUAAUUAUGGUCAGCUUAGAAUGGACAAUUUAUGAGAUUGGUGGUUUUAUUGCUGGUUCCUUGGGAGCUCGUGAACUGGGUGCGCAAAGUAUUGUUAUAACUAUUGGAAGCUUAUGCUAUACUUUGGUUCCAAUUGGUGUUGGGAGUGCAACAGGUAUACGCGUAGGACAAUAUCUCGGUGCACAAUCCGUUAGAGGUCCUCACUGUGUGUUCAGUGUGGCUCUGACAUUAGUUGGUUUAUGCUCUUUACCAUAUUUAGGAAUACUGAUUGCGAUAAGAUGGCACCUACCAAAGAUAUUUACACUUGAUAGUGGUGUUAUUGAACUUGUUGCUGAAUUGAUGCCAAUCAUUUCAGUAUUCCAAAUAGUCGAUGGAGUAAAUGGCGUCUGUAGUGGUGUUCUCAAAGGAUCUGGCUUGCAAACAGUUGGUGCCAUUGUAAAUAUAGUCUUUCUCUACAUGAUAGCAGCGCCGCUCGGAGUUUGCUUAGUAUACUUAGCUAAUCUUAGACUGAAAGGAAUUUGGAUUGGUCUUAUAUGCGCGGCUACAAUUCAAGUAUCCACAUUAUGCGUUAUUUGUUUCAAUUUGAACUGGUCAACACAAAUUAAAUUGGCUCUUCAAAGAAUCAAGGCUGAGAACGAAUCCUCGGCUAUUCAAUCAAAAAGUAUGGGUGAACAUAAUGUUAUGACAAUUUUAAAUGUUGAGGAAGGUGAUAUACUCUCAAAGAAACGUGAUGAACUAACUGAAUUCACGAAGGGAAGUGACAACUCAGUUAGAAUAUCCAAUAGCCAUAAGAAACAUUUAAGCAAAACAAUCAUCAGAAACAGGAUAAUAUUUAUACUAAUUUUAUUAUUACUACUUGCUUCAAGUAUUUUAUGCCGAAUAUUUAUUAAUUGGUCGGAUUAUUUUGGUGUUUAUUGUGUCUACAAUAAUGACACUUUUAUAAAAAUUACAAGUCUUGAUUCCACUGAAAACUGUACAGUGAUUGUACCAUAGACUAAGAUGAUAAUCAUCACUAUUCAUUUCUUACUAAUUAUGAAGAUGUUAUGUAACAGUUAAUUUUUUCAUUUUGGUUAGUUAAGCACUUUGUCAGAUGUAUUUUUUUCUCUUUCUUUGAUGUAUAAUAAAAUUCGCA
Trichobilharzia regenti is the source of this 2011-nucleotide messenger RNA. The record is from the annotation of a GenBank genome assembly. Lineage: Eukaryota; Metazoa; Platyhelminthes; Trematoda; Strigeidida; Schistosomatidae.